CACACACACACACACACACACACACACACACAGUGGGGGCAAAGAGGCCUCUAGGUCUCAGGACGAGGGACAGAUGGGGGCCUCAUGCAGCCCUGACCUUGGGCUUGAUGCCCAGGCAGGGAAAGAGUUGGAGCGGUGCCAGCGGCAGGCAGACGAGGUCACGGAAAUCAUGCUCAACAACUACAACAAGGUCCUGGAGCGCCAUGGGAAUCUGGAGGAGCUGGACCAGCGUGCACACCAACUCCUGGGCAAGGCCGAAAACUUCAACAAGACAACUGAGGCCCUGGCCAAGAAGAAGCGAUGUGAGAACACCCGUUACUUGGCGCUGGCGGUAGGCGUUCUUCUGCUCAUCAUCCUGAUUGUGCUGCUGAUCAUCUUUCUCCCACACACACACAAGGGCAGCAGUGCCCCACAGGCCCAGGACACAGGCAUUACCCCAGGGGACUGACCCAGCUGGGCCUGGAGGAGAGGCCGGAUGACCGCACUGGCUGGUUCUGGUCUCCAGACAACCCCGGCGUUUGCUCCCGUCUGAGCCACCCCAGUGAGUGCCGAAGGGCAGCCCCAAUGUGUCCACCUUUGCAUCUCCUAUCAUGCCACAAACUGGCCUUUGAGGGCAGCCUGCUGCACUGGCCAUGCCAGGCCAGCCCCACAUGGAGCUCAGUAAAAGCUGCUGUUUCGUUAAAA
This is a messenger RNA of Ceratotherium simum simum (southern white rhinoceros), 684 nucleotides long. It is a transcript of the gene VAMP5, whose product is annotated as vesicle associated membrane protein 5. Gene Ontology annotation, biological process: Golgi to plasma membrane protein transport. The record is from RefSeq and is a predicted model, not a curated record. Gene Ontology annotation, cellular component: plasma membrane. Lineage: Eukaryota; Metazoa; Chordata; Mammalia; Perissodactyla; Rhinocerotidae.